This is a messenger RNA of Caenorhabditis elegans, 1462 nucleotides long. It is a transcript of the gene best-11, whose product is annotated as Bestrophin homolog. The transcript has 9 exons. Bases 73 to 1407 code for a protein of 444 amino acids. Gene Ontology annotation, cellular component: membrane; plasma membrane. The record is from RefSeq and is marked reviewed. Lineage: Eukaryota; Metazoa; Nematoda; Chromadorea; Rhabditida; Rhabditidae. Gene Ontology annotation, molecular function: chloride channel activity. Gene Ontology annotation, biological process: transmembrane transport.
AAUUUAGAAGUUUUGAGUUGGAAAAUUGAAAAAUUAACUAUUUUUCAAUUUUUCGACUGCAAGCGUAAAAAUAUGACAAUUGCUUAUUAUGCAAGACUCAAUAAGAUCGCUAUAUGGAAUUCUUUCAUGAUUGUUUUCGCUUUCUGGAAAGGAUCGAUUUGGAAAAUUAUUCUCGAUGAAGUUGGCACUUGGUAUCUAAUUUAUUUAUGCAUCGCAGGCAUCUAUAGAUUUUAUUUGUCGGCGGAACAACAAGAAAUUUUCUCCUCAUUUAUCAGAGAUCUACAGGAUAAACAUAAUGUCUGCGUUCCAAUGCAAUUCAUGCUCGGAUACUUUAUCGGAAUGGUUGGCGAGCGGUGGGGAGAGUCGUUCGAAAAUGUUAGCUAUAUUGAGAAAGUUGCUCUAUCAGUUGCCGCCUUCAUCCCGGGAGUUGUGAACAUUCAUAACCGGCGUAACAUCAUUCGUUAUAUGGUUUUAUCGCAAAUUCUCGGCAUCCGACAAAUAUCUGCACUGGUGAAGAAGCGAUUCCCGAAUAAUGAUGCGCUGGUCACCGCCGGACUUUUGCAUGAAACCGAGCGGAAAAAACUGGAAAAAGUGCCAUGUGCGGUGUACGCGGAGUCGUUUGUUCCAAUCAUCUGGGCGCUGAAAAUACUGCAGAAAUAUGAAGAGGCAGAGGAGAGGACGUUCAAGGCGGACAAUCCCAGGGAGGAAUUUGGUGGGACUGGUGUAUAUGACACUGUGUACGCAGAGAUUACGGAGUUUCAUGAAAAAACAGCGACUCUUUCCACCUAUGACACCACUCCGAUUCCCCUGGCAUACUCGCAGAUUGUCAUCUUUUCGGUCAGAUUGUACUUCUUUAUUUGUCUGUUCACAAGACAACAUUUGGAUAUGGAUGACACUUAUCUGGAACUGGUUUUCUCCCUGUUCCCACUCCUCACCAUCAUGCAGUUCAUUUUCAUGGUGGGAUGUAUGAAGGUUUCGUCGGUCUUGAUCAACCCAAUGGGAGAGGACGAUGACAAUUACGAGUGCAAUUAUGUUUUUGAUAGAAAUUUAUUUGUUGGAAUGGAAAUUGUGGGAUGGGUUAAAGAGAAUCCGGCAAAAACACACCCGGAUCUGGAUGGCAGGAACAUUAUUGAUAUAGAUAACCGACCGUAUUAUCCGAAAUAUGGAGACAAAUUUGAUGGAAAGAAUAAGGCGUAUGUGGGGUCUUAUAAACAUGUCCCAUUCCCACAUAAAGCAAUGAGCAAGCUUCCGCUAGAUGCACAACAGGUCCAAGGAAAAAAGAAGCGCGUCGGCACAUGUUUGAGUUGCAACUUGACCUUGAAAGAGCCUAACACGUCAGCAGAGGAGCCAGAAGCAGCAAUUGUAGCAUCACCGGGAGCUGUUGUUUUGCAUGUACAGCCACAGUAGCUGGUUUACUCGAUUUUUACCGUUUUUAAAUAAAAUUAUUUUUGAAUUGUUCAAA